AUGGACACUGCAGAUAUCAUCAUGAACGCCCCCGAUUCGGAUGGGUCUGGCUCUGGCGAUGAGUACAGUUCGCCGCCGGCCUUUAUUGUCCGGUCAACCCCCGACUUGAGCGAUCUCGAAGGCCAGCCCACGCCCUUAGCUACCUCACCUCCGUCUCUCGUCAGCACCCUCUCAUCCGGAUAUGCGUCAACAUGGUCAUCACGGUCGACGGGACGCCCCCGAGGAAGCAGCCUUGUCGGCACUCCUGCAUUCGAACCUGAAGUCCCCUUGACCGAACGCGACCUGAGACUGCAACGUCCGUCGGGACCUGCAAGAACGCCCUCGAGUACAUAUGCACCUCAAAGACGGCCGCCGCACUUUAUUAAUCUACAAAAUGAUGGACGUCGUUCAUCGUCCACAAAAAGGAAUGCCCGGCGAGACCCUAAUGCUCAAUAUCGCGCUCAGGAAAAGGCCUAUGUACAGCGGUUACGCGCCAACCCGCAAGCUUGGUACCAGCAAUUUGGAGACUUUCAGGGAAUGGCCACCAUAGAUUCAGACGUUGACGAGCCCUCUCCAUCCUCCGAAAUGCCAUUUGAAGACGACCAAUACGAUCCUGACAUUCAACUCUUUCUCGCCGAAAACGAUAAUCAGCCGACAAUCGAGGAGUUGAAGAAUCCCAAGAACCAGGAACGUCUAGAAUGGCACGCUAUGUUGGCUUCUGUGCUCAAGGGUGAUGUGGUCAAACAGGAAAAACAGCGAUUGAUUGGAUCGACGGAAACAAGGCGCUCUGCUGCUAUGAACGGUGAUAUCUGGCUGGGUGUCCGGGCCAAGGCAUGCGGCCGAAGUGUUCCAUUGCAAAAGAAGCUCAUUGAAGAUGCUCGCGCAUCCCUGGGCACUGUCAUUGAAGACAUUAUCAACUUUCAGAUUAAAGGUGAGAAAGAAAUUGGUAAACCUGCUACCGAGCAGGUGGAGGACGUCGUCCGCAAAAUCAGCCAAUGCCAAGAUCUCUAUCCUACCAGAAAGGAAAUGGAACUCGCCAAUCCUAGAGCUGCUUCUGAACAGUUUCAUGAAAGCUGCGCUGCCGUCUGUGCCUGGCACAAUAUCACACAGCUCAUUAAUACCGAAUUGGCCAUUCUACAAAACUGGGUUGGCAAUGAUGAGCUAGACUUUACGAAGCCACGAGAUAGAUCAACGAGAACUGAUUUGUCUGACGAUGGAUCAUUUCUUGACCGGAUCAUGAAGGAAGAUGGAUUAAAAACUUUACAGGGCGAGCAUAAUAUGAUUAUCGGCAUAGGAGAAGUAAUCAACAAAGCCAAAGUUACGCUAAUCGAGAAUGCGGAAGCUUUCUCGAAACGCCAUCUUCCACCAUAUAUCGAGGAGCUGCUUACUUUAAUCAAUUUUCCGUCUCGACUUAUUCAAGAGAUCAUUCGGGUCCGUCUCACAUACGCUAAGAAAAUGAAAGAUCCAGCACAGCAGUCGCCUAUACUUGUGGACCAAAUGAUUUCGCAAUUCCAAAUAUUGAUGAGGGUUGCUGUUGAAAUCAAGCAACGUUACCUUGUUAUAUCCAAGGUCGAACCAGGCUGGGAUCUGCCGCCCUGUAUCGACGAGAAUUUCGACAACGUUGUGGUCGACGCUAUGAAAUACUACUUCCGACUUCUCAACUGGAAAUUGAAUGCCAACAAGAACACUUUCAAGGAGGCUGAAAUUUUGGAGCAGGAGUGGGGUUUCUCGAAUGAGAUUGGUCGUCGGCUUCAGAGCGGUGAUAUCGAGGUGGCCGAACAGUUCAGUGCUUUGACUGCCAAGUCUUUGCAAAGACUGAUGAUUCAUUUCGAACGUGAAUUGUCACCGCGCUCGGAUGAAGAUCCCGCGGAUAUGGACAAGCGCUACAAGAGCAGUUUGGAUUCGACUCGCGUCCGCCAGCGAAAGCUCUAUCGUUUCUCGCGCUUUCUCCGACAGUUAUUUGAAAAUGCUACGGAAUACAAUAUGGGUGGAGACAUUGCUGAUGAGUUUUUCGAGGCCCUUCUGAUCUCUGACCAUUUCCUUAUUACCUCCAACGACUCUGUAGGCCAGAAAGGGGUCUACUUGAUUGCUCAUCACGCUCUGUGGGAACAGCCUGUUGACAUCCAAUCAAUCCUUGGUACUUCUUUCCGCGAAGAGGAUCAUCCCAAGGACGGAUCAAAUUUUCCGUACAUCCUUGUUAUCCGUCCCGAGCGUCAGCUGUCAUGGAUGGGCAAGGUCAUGGAAGUUGAAGGAUUGGAGCAUCCGACAGAUGUUCGUCCAGGAAAGCUCCGUCUCGUUGCAGACGGCACGCAGCAACGACUUGUCAGCGCACGGCAUGAACUAGCUCAGUUGACGAACAUGAAUCUCGAUAUCGCUAUUGAGCAACGUGCUAAUCUGGGUAGAGUCAAUGCUGAGUUGAAUAAAAUCAAAAAAAUCUCAUUCAAAUUGUCCAUGACCAUCAUGGAUAGUGUUGCUGUCAUUCGACAGCAGCUCAGAGAGAAGGCAAUCGAUAAUACUGAGCUAAUCCAAGCUUGCUAUGCUUUCGCGACUGAAUUCGGAAAGCGCUCUUCUAACUAUGUGGAUGCGAACAGACGGGCCAUGAACAGUGCUCGUUUGGUAGAACUGUCCCUGGAGUGGGUGUCUUUUAUCUGCGAUGAUUGCGAUGCUUCGGAUAGAAGAACGUUUAAAUGGGCGGUGGCUGCUCUGGAGUUUGCGAUGGCAAUCACCUCGAGUAACCAUCUCCUAUCCAUGGAUGAUGCUCAGUAUUCUCAGCUCAGAGUCAAGGUUGCUGGCUGCAUGUCGGUGCUCAUCUCUCACUUUGAUAUCAUGGGCGCCAGGUCAACAUUGGCCGCCCAGGCUGAGAACAAACGCUUGGACGAAACACGCGGAGGCUCGAGGCGAUAUGGCGGCGGKGGAAGAAUUCUCAGCGACGAGGAGGCAACAAAACUUGUCCGUGAGCAGCGUCUUGCACACAUUGCCACGGUUGAAGACAUGCGAGUCGAAGAGAAUGCCAAACGACAGGCUGUUGGAAAGGUAUUGGAAGGUUCCAAUGAGGCUGAUAGGUCGCUUACAGUGUUGUCCUCGUCUGCAACAAAUGUCUCACUUCGCUGGCAGCAAGGACAGUUUAUUGGCGGCGGAACAUUCGGCUCUGUAUACGUUGCGAUCAAUCUUGAUAGCAACUACCUCAUGGCUGUUAAGGAGAUUCGUCUUCAAGAUCCUCAACUUAUUCCUGUGAUUGCUCAACAGAUCAGAGAUGAAAUGGGUGUUCUCGAAGUUCUUGAUCAUCCCAACAUCGUCUCCUACUAUGGCAUCGAAGUCCAUCGCGACAAGGUCUACAUCUUCAUGGAGUACUGCUCUGGAGGCUCACUAGCAGGCUUGCUGGAACACGGUCGUGUGGAAGACGAGACUUUCAUCAUGGUCUACGCUCUCCAGCUGCUAGAAGGUUUGGCAUACUUGCACCAAGCUGGCAUCAUCCACCGUGACAUCAAACCCGAGAACAUCCUCUUGGAUCACAAUGGCGUGAUCAAAUAUGUCGACUUUGGAGCUGCCAAGAUCAUUGCGCGCCAGGGCAAAACGGUUGCAAACGCCGAGGCCUUUACAAACGGCGUUGGUGGUGGGCACAAGGAAGGAUUGGGCGGCGCCAAAGAGCCACAGCGCAAGAACCAAAAAACCAUGACUGGUACACCCAUGUACAUGUCUCCCGAAGUGAUUCGAGGCGAUGCAUCCGAGUUGGUUGAACGCCAGGGCGCGAUCGAUAUCUGGUCUCUUGGCUGCGUUAUAUUAGAAAUGGCCACGGGCCGUCGUCCAUGGUCAAGCCUUGACAACGAGUGGGCAAUCAUGUACAACAUUGCACAGGGCAACCAACCCCAACUCCCGACUCGCGAACAACUAAGUGAUAUCGGUAUCGACUUCUUGAGCCGCUGCUUCGAGCGCGAUCCUCUGAAACGGCCCACCGCGGCGGAAUUACUGCAGCACGAAUGGAUUGUAUCCAUCAGGAACCAAGUCGUCGUUGAGCCGCAGACGCCUGUUAGCGAUGCCGGAAGUUCGACGGCCAGUAAUUCCAGUGCUGCGAGCAGCCGACAUAACUCGAGCACAUAUCUAUAA
This is a messenger RNA of Talaromyces amestolkiae, 4083 nucleotides long. RefSeq lists its product as uncharacterized. Gene Ontology annotation, biological process: protein phosphorylation; stress-activated MAPK cascade. Gene Ontology annotation, cellular component: cytoplasm. Gene Ontology annotation, molecular function: MAP kinase kinase kinase activity; ATP binding. The coding region runs from base 1 to 4083 and encodes 1360 amino acids. The record is from RefSeq and is a predicted model, not a curated record. Lineage: Eukaryota; Fungi; Ascomycota; Eurotiomycetes; Eurotiales; Trichocomaceae. The transcript has 2 exons.